CCCGUCCCAAUUCUUAUUCCCUCACAGCAUUCCUAUCAUUCCCGAUUCUCUCCCUCUAGAUUUCAAACCCUAAUUCCUCUAAAAGCUCUUCCGAUGGCGCCCAAGGCAGAGAAGAAGCCAGCAGAGAAGAAGCCGGCGGAGGAGAAGAAGACAGCGGCGGCCGAGAAGGCCCCGGCGGAGAAGAAGCCCAAGGCCGGGAAGAAGCUCCCCAAGGACGCCUCGGCCGCGGCCGGGGACAAGAAGAAGAAGAGGACGAAGAAGAGCGUGGAGACGUACAAGAUCUACAUCUUCAAGGUCCUGAAGCAGGUGCACCCCGACAUCGGGAUCUCGAGCAAGGCCAUGGGGAUCAUGAACAGCUUCAUCAACGAUAUCUUUGAGAAGCUCGCCCAGGAGGCGUCGAGGCUGGCGAGGUACAACAAGAAGCCGACGAUUACGUCCAGGGAGAUUCAGACCGCCGUGAGGCUUGUGCUGCCCGGGGAGCUGGCGAAGCAUGCGGUUUCGGAGGGGACUAAGGCGGUGACUAAGUUUACGAGCUCUUGAAUAUGGUGUUUGGUUGUCUAGGGUUAGGGUUUAAAUGGUAGUAGUUGGCUAGUAGCGUGAGAAAGUGCAUUAUGUUUUUAAAUUUCUCGUUAAUUUGGGUUGGCUGGAUCCAGUUGUCUAGUGUUUGGUUAUAUGGAAUACAAUCGGAUGGUUUCUGUUCAA
Rhododendron vialii is the source of this 702-nucleotide messenger RNA. RefSeq names its product histone H2B. Lineage: Eukaryota; Viridiplantae; Streptophyta; Magnoliopsida; Ericales; Ericaceae. The record is from RefSeq and is a predicted model, not a curated record. The transcript has a single exon. Gene Ontology annotation, molecular function: protein heterodimerization activity; structural constituent of chromatin; DNA binding. Gene Ontology annotation, cellular component: nucleosome. Gene Ontology annotation, biological process: nucleosome assembly. The coding region runs from base 94 to 540 and encodes 148 amino acids.